AUUCACUGACUUGGCUUUUACAAUCCUUUUGUGUUAGCAAUUUCUCAAUCUCACACACAUCUAUCUACUACCUCAUUUCAAGAAAAGAAAAAGAAAGUAAAAGAGUUGCUAGCAAGAAGCAGAGAAGAUCAAUCCAGAUGGCAGCAACAAUGGCAACAAUGGCAAUACUGAAUACCAAGUGCUUGAGCAACAUCAACUCAGGCAAAAACAUCAACAAGCCAACAACAACAAAACCUAUCUCCCUCCUUUCCAUGCAAGAACUACCAAAAGGUUUAACCAUCUCAAAACCAACAAAUGAAAACAAACUUCUUGCAGGAACAGCCAUAGCAGGAGCAAUCUUUUCUACUUUAAGUUCAUGCGAUCCAGCUUUUGCUGCUCAACAAAUAGCAGAAAUAGCAGAAGGUGACAACCGUGGCUUAGCACUUCUUCUUCCAAUAAUACCAGCACUAGGUUGGGUGCUAUUCAACAUUCUUCGACCAGCACUUAACCAAAUCAACAGAAUGAGAGAAACAAAGGGUGUGAUUAUUGGGCUUGGAUUAGGUGGUCUGGCUGCAACAGGGUUCAUGGCAGCAGCACCUGAAGCAUCAGCAAGUGAGAACAUUGCUAUGAUUGCUGAUGCAGCGAGUGACAAUAGGGGUCAGCUUUUGUUAUUUGUUGUAGCUCCUGCUAUUCUUUGGGUACUUUACAAUAUUCUACAACCGGCUUUGAACCAAAUCAACAGGAUGAGGUCUGAAUGAUUAUGAAAUAAUUAAGGAUUGUGUAAUCUGGGGUUUUUGUUUGAGAUGGGUGUAAUAUUGGUAGAAUUUUACUUGUAAUUGCACCUUAUCUUAAUGCAGAACUCUCUCUUCUCUUUUGGUUUUUA
Molecule: messenger RNA, 862 nt
Organism: Ricinus communis (castor bean)
Lineage: Eukaryota; Viridiplantae; Streptophyta; Magnoliopsida; Malpighiales; Euphorbiaceae
Product: photosystem II core complex proteins psbY, chloroplastic
Exons: 1
Coding region: 138-737 (199 amino acids)
Biological process (GO): photosynthesis; cell redox homeostasis
Cellular component (GO): chloroplast thylakoid; membrane; photosystem II
Molecular function (GO): manganese ion binding
Source: RefSeq, a predicted model, not a curated record